UCUUUCCAUUUAGACUUUUGGUUUCAAACAUAAAUGUAACCAAAUUUCUCAAAUAGGAAACAGUCAACUAACCCAACUCUCCACCACCUAUCUUCUAGUCUAUAAAGUUCUAUUCAACCUUCCCCAUUUUCUUAAUCAAGUAGUUCAGUUUCUUGAUUCAAGAAACUAGAUUCCCUUAAAACCCAAUUCUUGAACCAUCUGGGACAUACCCAAAUCCUUGAACUUUUUGUUUUUUCAUCUUUUUUGGUUGCUGCAGAAGAAGAAAAAGCAAAUCUUGUUUUAUUUUUCCCUUCAGAAAAAUGGAUAAUAAGGUCUUAACAAGUUUGGUGUUUUCAUCAAUCUUGUUAACUCUCUUCACUUCUACUUAUGCUCAAAACUGUUCAAGUCAUCGAUUCAGCAACAACAAUAUUUUUUCCACUUGCAACCCUCUCCCUGUACUCAACUCUUUCCUUCACUGGACUUACCACUCAGCUAACCACACAGUAGAUCUUGCUUAUAGACAUGGUGGUGUCACAGAUUCUGAUUGGGUUGCUUGGGCGUUAAAUAUUGGAGGAUCACGUAUGUUAGGAGCUCAAUGUUUGGUUGCUUUUAGAAAUUCAAGCGGACAAAUUCAUGCCUACACUUCACCUAUUUCCCCUACUAGCUACAACACAGAGCUGAGAGAAGGUCCCUUGAGCUUUAGGGUGCCUAGAAUUGCAGCAGAGUUUAUAAAUAAUGAGAUGGUUAUAUUUGCAACUUUGGAACUUCCUAGUGGGAGUAGUACUAGUUUUAAUCAGGUUUGGCAAAAUGGUCCAGUUUCUGGUCAGAGUUUGCAAAUUCAUCGUCAGAGUGGUGAUAACGUGAGGAGUUUUGGAACUAUUGAUUUUGCCAGUGGACAGACCUCUGCCGCUGCUGCUGGUGACUCAGCCAGCUCUAGACAACGCCGAAGAAAUACACAUGGAGUGCUGAAUGCAAUUAGUUGGGGAGUUAUGAUGCCAAUGGGUGCUGUAUUUGCAAGGUAUUUGAAAGUGUUCAAGUCAGCAAAUCCAGCUUGGUUUUACCUACAUGUUGCUUGUCAAACCUCUGCUUAUGCUGUUGGGGUUGCUGGAUGGGGCACUGGUCUCAAGCUUGGCAGUGAUUCUGUUGGAAUUAAAUUCAAUACUCACAGGAACAUUGGCAUUACUCUCUUCUGCCUUGGAACUCUUCAGGUUUUUGCCUUGCUAUUGAGGCCAAAGCCAGAGCACAAGUACAGACUCUACUGGAACAUCUACCACCAUACUAUUGGAUACACAGUGAUCAUUCUUAGCAUCAUCAAUGUAUUUGAGGGAUUUGAUGCCUUAAAUGGACAGAAAAAUUGGAAGAGGGCUUACAUUGGGGUGAUCAUAGCCUUGGGUGCAAUUGCAGUUAUGUUGGAAGCCUUUACUUGGUUCAUUGUCAUUAAAAGGAAAAAGACUUCAGUUUCUGAUAAGUAUCCCAAUGGGAAUGGGGCAAAUGGUGUUAAUGCAUAUGCAAACAGGGAGGUGUAAAAUAAAAAUGUUUUAUAAUAAUUUUUUUUCCCCCUUCUUAAUAGAUAAGAGGCAUGUUUUGUAUGUUUUAGUUGAGAUUAUUAUUAGUUUAUUAUGUUUAGCAUCAUAUUUUUGUUUUCGAUUGUACUUUUGGUUGCUAGAUUUAGAUUCUCUAUGGUUGUAAUUUAUUCUUGUGUAAUACAUACGUGUUGAAAUACCACCUCUUUCUGGUUUACUUUAUCAGUA
Nicotiana attenuata is the source of this 1730-nucleotide messenger RNA. RefSeq names its product cytochrome b561 and DOMON domain-containing protein At5g47530-like. The record is from RefSeq and is a predicted model, not a curated record. NCBI's taxonomy places the organism in Eukaryota, Viridiplantae, Streptophyta, Magnoliopsida, Solanales, Solanaceae. The transcript has 3 exons. Bases 300 to 1505 code for a protein of 401 amino acids.